AUGUUCUUCAACACCCCCACCACCCUCCUCCUCGCCAUCGCCGCCGCCUCCUCAGCUUCCGCCCAAUGCCUCUCGCAGCCCCCCUCAUCCAUCGGCUUCCCAAUAAACUACUCCAUCACGCCCACGCGCUCCGACGCCGUCUCCUUCCAGAUCCCGCCCAACUCCGUCGGCCCCUGCACGCUCGUCGCGCGGUUCCCCGCGGGGUACCCCAUCGUGAGCACGGGCUCCGACCUCGUCAACGUCACGGCCGUCGACGGGCCCGCGCCGGGCGCGCUGGUCGGCGCGCUGCGGUUCCGCGCGGGCACGACGACGGUGGUGAAUAGCUUUGCGUGCAGGGAUGUCAUGUCGUACGAGCUGAGCAUUGCGCAGGGGGAGGGCGAGGUUAGCUUUGCGGAGAUCCAGGGGGCGGGGUUGUUUAUGGAUGUUGGGAAUUGCUAG
Messenger RNA from Hypoxylon fragiforme, 438 nucleotides. RefSeq lists its product as uncharacterized. The record is from RefSeq and is a predicted model, not a curated record. The transcript has a single exon. The coding region runs from base 1 to 438 and encodes 145 amino acids. NCBI's taxonomy places the organism in Eukaryota, Fungi, Ascomycota, Sordariomycetes, Xylariales, Hypoxylaceae.